AAUUAUGAAUGACCACGAUAAUAUCUAAUAUUAUAUGCUUCUGUGUUCCUUCACGCGCCAGUGUUGCAGUUAAUAAUAAUUAUAUAUGUCUACUUCUUAGUCGUUAUAGCGGUGUGGUCGCUUAAAAGGAGUCCGGGAUCCAUUCGGCUAUCCAGUACCAAGAAUUCGAGUUAAUGAUGGAUAACAGCUAGCUGCCUCACUCAUGUAUCCCCGAAAAGCCGACAUAUCGCUGUGGCGAGGCAACCAAUACAUCUAUACAAUUGUGUUGUUGUUACUCGUCGCGAUGCUCGUGUUCCUGAUGCUGCCCGUCUGGGAAAACGAAGACGAAGAAUUUGAGGAAGUAUCAAAUGGCCAAAACACAUUUCCUCGCGAGAAGAUGAUGCGAUCACGCUACGUGGCAGGACAUACGCGAGCGCACAGCGAGCUGUGCGCAGACCGCGGCGCGCGCACCAGCCUCGUGAUUCUCGUGGCGUCCGCGCCGGCGCACCGCGCGGCGCGCGAGGCCAUCCGCGCCACCUGGGCCCUGGCGGCGCGCCCCAACCACGUCGCGCUUGCCUUCCUGCUCGGCGUCUCGUCCCCGCACCUGCGCGACGCAAUACUCGACGAGGACGCUCGCUAUCACGACCUCAUCGAAGCCCGCUUCGAAGAUACCUACCAAAACCUACCCCUAAAAUCACUGUCGAUGCUGGAAUGGUUCGCGGCCUACUGCCCGCUAGCUCCUCACUUGUUCAAAACGGAUGACGACAUGUUCGUCAACAUCGAGCAGCUGCUCAGUUUUAUCGAAGACCACAACACAACGAACACGAUUUGGGGGGAAGUGUUGGAGGACAUAAAGCCGCCGCGAGACAAGAGAUUCAAGUACUCCGUCCCGGAGGAAGAGUACCCUGGGGCGAGGUACCCGACAUUUGCAGUGGGGCAUGGGUAUUUGGUGAGUGGCGACGCGGUGCCGCCACUACUCGACGUCGCUCCAGGCGCGCGGUUCGUGCGUCUAGAAGAUGUGUUUAUGGGAGUGCUGGCCGCCCGCGCCGGCGUCCGCGUCACGCACGCGCCUGCGCUGGUGCCGGCGGAGGGGGGCGGAGCGUGCGCCGCGCGCAACGCCGUGCUCAUGGAGACGCGCCUGCACGAGCAGUACGCGCGCUGGGCCAUGCUGCUCGACCCGGACAUCGCUUGCUGACAUACACAUUUACCACGGAAUUUGAAAUAGUUUAUUUUUAAUUCAGUCCAAUCUUAUCGUGAUGUAUCUUAAAGUAGUAACAGACUCUCGCACCGCACCGCAACCUUGGUGCGGUGCGGCGCAUUUAUCGAUAGUGUGUAAGCUUCCAUCGCACAUAAUAUUAUUAAUAGCGGUGCGGUGGGUAUGCACGUUGCACCAACUGACAGGUAAUAAUAAUACUCGUGCGCUCCGUACCAAUUUCCCUAGUGUGUAAGCUGCAUCGCACGAU
Messenger RNA from Cydia splendana, 1442 nucleotides. Its product is annotated as beta-1,3-galactosyltransferase 2-like. NCBI's taxonomy places the organism in Eukaryota, Metazoa, Arthropoda, Insecta, Lepidoptera, Tortricidae. Gene Ontology annotation, molecular function: hexosyltransferase activity. The transcript has 4 exons. Gene Ontology annotation, cellular component: Golgi membrane. The coding region runs from base 203 to 1174 and encodes 323 amino acids. The record is from RefSeq and is a predicted model, not a curated record.